Messenger RNA from Staurois parvus, 506 nucleotides. Lineage: Eukaryota; Metazoa; Chordata; Amphibia; Anura; Ranidae. The record is from the annotation of a GenBank genome assembly.
AAGGUAAAAGGUUCAGAUCUGUUCAUAUAUUGCAAAAACGUUUUGGGACACCCCUCCAAAUCAUUGGAUUAAGGUAAUCCAAUCACCUCAAUGGCCACAGGUUUAUAAAAUCAAGUACCUAGGCAUGCAGACUGCUUCUACAAACAUUUGUGAAAGAAUGGGUCGCUCUCAGGAGCUCAGUGAAUUCAAGCGUGGUACCUUGAUAUGUUGCCAACUUUACAAUGAAGUCCAUCCGUAAAAUGUUCUUGCUACUAAAUAUUUCAUGGUCAACUGUUAGUGCUGUUAUAACAAAGUGGAAGCAACUGAGAACACCAACAACUCAUCCACAAAGUGGUAGACCAUGUAAAAUGACAGAACUGGGUCAGCGCAUGCUGAAGCACACAGUGCGCAGAAGUUGCCAACUAUCUACAGAGUCAAUGGCUAAAGACCUCCAAACUUUGUGUGUCCUUCAGAUUAGCACAGUAACAGUGCGUGGAGAGCUUCAUGGAAUGGGUUUCCAUGGCCGA